CUCUUGAAAGUAUCAGUUCAAGAUUUACUAUUGACACAAUAAGUGUAGAGGGUGGUUCUUCAUAAAGGAUUAUUAUAAAAUUAUAUUUACAUUUAAAUUUUAUGUAAAAAUAUAUUAAAAUUCUACAGUAAAAAUAAACUGUUAAUUUUUUUUGGCUUAGAAUAUUAAAACAAAACAUUAAAAGUGAUUUGACUUUUUUUAACGUAAGUAGGUAUAAUAAUAAAAACAAUGAUUAUGGACGCCCUGAAAAAGAGUGAAGUUGAAAAACCAGCGUCAUGCCUCGGCGUGCGGCACGUGCAGGUCCUACUGCUGUUCCUGGCCAUGCUGCUGGCGCACAGCAUGAGGACCAACCUCAGCCUGGCCAUCGUCGCCAUGACCGACCCCAGCAGCGAAGAUUCAUUCGCAUGGGACACCCAGCUCCAAGGCCUGAUCCUGUCGUCCUUCCUGUGGGGCUACGUGGUGCUGCAGGUGCCGGCGGGGGAGGCGGCGGCGCGGUGGGGGGGGAAGCUCCCCAUGUGUGUCGCCGUGGGGGGCAACGCCGCCGUGUCGCUUGUACUGCCGGCGGCUACUUAUUAUGGCGGUUGGCAAUUCCUCUGCGGAUGUCGGGUGCUGCAAGGACUGUGUCAAGGGUUCUUGUUUCCCUCAACUCACUGUCUCCUGUCAAAAUGGGUGCCGUUAGAAGAAAAAAGCCGUCUGGGAACCAUGGUUUAUGCAGGUGCAUCCCUAGGCACUGGCCUGCAGAUGCUGGCGGCAGGGUUCACGGCACGGUACCUGGGCUGGGCGGCCAUCUUCUACAUCAACGGCUCUCUGGGCGCCGCCUGGACCGCGCUCUACCUGCUGUACGGAGCCGCCUCGCCUGAGGACUCCAAGAUUAUCAGCAAGGAAGAACGGGACUAUAUACAGGGGUCACUUGGACAUGUUGAGGGACAGAAGCAAGUGGCGACCCCGUGGCGCUCCAUGGCAACCUCUCUGCCGUUCCUGGCGCUGCUGGCCGUGCACGCCGGGCAGACGUACGGCUUCUGGACGCUCAUGACCGGGAUACCCUCCUACAUGAGCCAGGUGCUUGGCUUCGAUAUUGGCACUAAUGGCGUGAUAUCAGCGCUGCCGUCGUUAGGGCUGUGCCUGCUGAGUUUCCCCACCGGGUUCCUCUCAGACCUCGUGCUCCGGCGGCGCUGGCUCAGCGUCACUGCUUCACGGAAACUGUUCAAUACUGUAGGUCUGUGGGGCCCAGCGCUGGCGCUGAUUGGUCUGUCGUACUCCGGUGACGUCACGACGGCCGUCGUGUGUCUCGUCUUCUCCGUGGCUCUCAAUGCUGGAGUUAUACCGGGAUUUAUGUUGGUGCACCUGGACAUGGCUCCAGCCGUGGCGGGCCCGCUGAUGGGCGUCACCAACGGCAUCUCCAACGGUCUGGCCAUCCUGGCGCCACUCGUCACCGCCGCCAUCUUGGACGAUGAGACCGACCCCCUCCAGUGGCGAAAGGUGUUUCUCCUGUCAGCACUUGUGUACCUGAUCACCAACGGUUUCUUCCUGCUGUUCGGCACCAGCGAGCGGCAACCCUGGAACGAACCAGCCGCUACCAGCAAGUGCCAACCCUGCCAGCCCGCCGCUGACCCUGAUCGGAGUAGCAGUGGUAAGCGUCCCUGGACACUGUGAGAGUUGCAUUUUGUG
Molecule: messenger RNA, 1668 nt
Organism: Plutella xylostella (diamondback moth)
Lineage: Eukaryota; Metazoa; Arthropoda; Insecta; Lepidoptera; Plutellidae
Product: putative inorganic phosphate cotransporter
Biological process (GO): transmembrane transport; monoatomic anion transport
Cellular component (GO): membrane
Molecular function (GO): transmembrane transporter activity
Source: RefSeq, a predicted model, not a curated record